Molecule: messenger RNA, 498 nt
Organism: Funneliformis caledonium
Lineage: Eukaryota; Fungi; Glomeromycota; Glomeromycetes; Glomerales; Glomeraceae
Source: the annotation of a GenBank genome assembly
AUGGCUUUCAUUUUCACAACCUUAUUGCAAGUUUUGGUGGAAGAAGUCGUUGAAGUUGCAGUUGUAGCAACAGCUGUGGCAGCUACAACGGUUGUUGCAUUUAAAGCAAUAGAAAUCGGAGGAAGAACUAUUAAUUAUCUUCUUGAUGGUAUUACUAGUGAAGAAAGACAACUUCUUCUUAAAAAGGGAUAUAGUGAUAAAACAAGUUGUUUCACUUUGGAUAAUUUGAAAAAUAUAAUCUGCUACGCUAAAGCACCAGGCAAACCAACUGAAAAAAACGGCUAUGAGAAACCUAAAAACUGGGAUGGCAAGUUGAAAAAAGCUCCAAAAAGUAAUCGUAAAGGAUAUCCAGAUAGAAAAGGAAGCGUUUGGGUUCCUACAGGAGAAAAUUCAGACAAUCCUAAUUCUCACGGCGGACCUCAUUGGGAUGUGGAACACCCAGAUGGAAGUUAUGACAAUGUUUACCCAGAUGGAAAAGUUAGACCAGGGAAGAGAUGA